AUGCAGGCUCCAUUACGAUCAUCUCUUCGGUUACGCCGGAAUUUGUCGCGUCCUUUCGCCGUCUCUGCUCGGUUGCUCUCCGACUCGCCCGCGUCUUCCGUCGCGGCCUCCUUCCUGUCCCGAUUCCAGUCUCUUGGUCCACAGACGCGGACACAGACACUGGAUGCCAAUCAACUGCAGCUGCUGACGUUGACACUAAACCGGCCGUCUCUUUUCCCUGAUUCGCCCUCAUUGUCCAAUACCCCGGGCUCCCUGCCGCGACAAACCCCCGUCCCACCAGGAUACCACUUGGUCUACUUCACCCCCGCCUUCCUUGAAUCCGAGCUGGGACCAGAUGGCACCGAUACCUCCUAUAAUCCCGAGACCCCUUUCACGCGCCGCAUGUGGGCAGGUGGUGAGGUGCUCUGGCCGCGCGACGCCAAAGGGCAACCCAAUCCCUUGCGCGUAGGCCAGCAAGUGAGCGAGACCACUCGCGUGCUCAGUGCCGAGCCGAAAGUGGUGAAAAAGACUGGCGAGGAAAUGAUUGUCGUUGGCGUGGAGAAACAGUUCUCGAAUGAGCAUGGACUUUCCAUCGUGGAUCGACGGAACUGGGUGUUCCGGAAAGCCCUGCCAACUCUUCCUGCAUCAUCAACUUCAAAAGCGUCCUCUUCUGAUUCCUCUUCGACGUCCCAUAUGACGACGCAUUCGUCUUCCGCCAUCUCCUCUGCGGGCAACACGCAUACCCGGGCCUAUGUGCAAUCACCUGUCACGCUCUUCCGCUUCUCAGCCCUUACCUUCAAUCCGCAUAAAAUCCACUAUUCACUCCCGUGGGCCCGCGAUGUCGAGGGACAUCGAGAUCUCGUAGUCCAUGGCCCGUUGAAUCUAAUCUCCAUCCUAGACUUGUGGAGAGACACCCGAGGUACGACUGAGUCCGAGCCCGCCUCAAUUGUCCCUCAACAGAUCUCAUACCGUGCCACGAGCCCGUUAUACGCGGGAGAAAAGUACACGAUCGAGAUUCAGGCGGAAGCAGAGCUCGCGAUGGUGCAGAUUCGCGGACCUGGAGGAGCGGUUGCUAUGAAGGCUGAGAUCAAAGGUUGA
Messenger RNA from Penicillium macrosclerotiorum, 1077 nucleotides. RefSeq names its product hydroxyacyl-thioester dehydratase HTD2. The record is from RefSeq and is a predicted model, not a curated record. The coding region runs from base 1 to 1077 and encodes 358 amino acids. Gene Ontology annotation, cellular component: mitochondrion. Lineage: Eukaryota; Fungi; Ascomycota; Eurotiomycetes; Eurotiales; Aspergillaceae. The transcript is spliced from 2 exons. Gene Ontology annotation, molecular function: (3R)-hydroxyacyl-[acyl-carrier-protein] dehydratase activity.